This is a messenger RNA of Chinchilla lanigera (long-tailed chinchilla), 1032 nucleotides long. Its product is annotated as trace amine-associated receptor 6. Gene Ontology annotation, cellular component: membrane. Gene Ontology annotation, molecular function: trace-amine receptor activity. NCBI's taxonomy places the organism in Eukaryota, Metazoa, Chordata, Mammalia, Rodentia, Chinchillidae. The transcript has a single exon. The record is from RefSeq and is a predicted model, not a curated record. The coding region runs from base 1 to 1032 and encodes 343 amino acids. Gene Ontology annotation, biological process: G protein-coupled receptor signaling pathway.
AUGAGCAGCAAUUCGUCCCCACCUGUGGCUCUGCAGCUCUGCUUCCCGAACGUGAACGGGUCCUGUGUGAAAACACCCUACUCUCCCGGGCCCCGGGUGCUUCUCUAUGUGGUGUUUGGCUUUGGGGCUGUACUGGCUGUCUUAGGGAACCUCCUGGUCAUGAUUUCCAUCCUCCAUUUCAAGCAGCUGCACUCACCAACCAAUUUCCUCAUCGCCUCUCUUGCCUGCGCUGACUUCUUCGUAGGCGUUACUGUGAUGCCCUUCAGCAUGGUCAGGUCCGCGGAGAGCUGCUGGUAUUUUGGGAGCAGUUUCUGCACUUUCCACACGUGCUGUGAUGUGGCAUUUUGCUACUCUUCUCUCUUCCACCUGUGCUUCAUCUCCAUUGACAGGUACAUUGCAGUUACCGACCCUCUGGUCUACCCCACCAAGUUCACAGUGUCUGUGUCAGGCAUUUGCAUCGCUGUCUCCUGGAUUCUGCCCCUGGUGUACAGUGGUGCCGUGUUCUACACAGGUGUCUACGACGAUGGGCUGGAGGAAUUAUCCAGUGCCCUCAACUGCGUAGGAGGUUGUCAGGUAGUUGUAAAUCAAAACUGGGUGUUGAUCGAUUUUCUGUCUUUCUUUAUACCUACCCUUAUUAUGAUAAUUUUAUACAGUAAUAUUUUCCUCGUGGCUAGACAACAGGCUAAAAAGAUUGAAAAUACUAGUAACAAAGGGGACUCAUCCUCGGAAAGUUACAAAGCCAGAGUUGCCAAGAGAGAGAGAAAAGCAGCUAAAACCCUGGGGAUCACGGUGGUAGCAUUUAUGAUCUCCUGGUUACCGUACAGCAUUGAUUCAUUAAUUGAUGCUUUUAUGGGCUUCAUCACCCCUGCCUAUAUUUAUGAGAUUUGUGUGUGGUGUGCUUAUUAUAACUCAGCCAUGAAUCCUUUGAUUUAUGCUUUAUUUUACCCAUGGUUUAAGAAAGCUAUUAAAGUUAUUCUUAGUGGUCAGGUUUUCAAGAACAGUUCAGCAACCAUGAAUUUAUCCUCAGAAUAA